CAGGCAGUUUACACUGAAGCUUGUGCCGGUGCAGAGAGAGAAAGAAAUAUUCUGUAUCUGCUAUUCUGGACAAUAUCCAUUCGUCAGAUCACAAUGUAGUCCAUCACUCAAACACUAUCAGUGGAUCUGUUUACAAGUUUGGUUCUUGGAGCAACGCUGGAUGGACCGGACUGCCAUCAUGUGUGCUAUAAGUGUAGUACCUCACACAUGAUUGUUCACUGCAGCAGCCGGCACAGAAAUCCACAGGAUUGAAUGUUAGAGAGGCGAUAUGAGGAGAGGACGCAAAAAAGGAGGAAGUCGGGAGAAGGUGUUCGGAUGCGACCUGCUAGAACAUCUGACCUCCACCAUGCAAGAGAUUCCUCAAGUAUUACGCAGCUGUAGUGAAUUCAUCGAGGAACAUGGAGUCGUUGACGGGAUUUACAGACUGUCGGGAGUUUCCUCAAACACACAGAAAUUAAGAUCUGAGUUUGAUUCUGAAGGAACUCCGGACUUCUGUAAGGAUGUUUAUCUGCAGGAUAUUCACUGUGUCAGUUCUGUAUGUAAAGCGUACUUCAGAGAACUGCCCAACCCUCUGCUCACAUAUGAACUCUACGAUCACUUUGCCGAUGCCGUGGCUGUUCAACUGGAAGAUGAGCGACUGGUGAAGAUUAAAGAGGUGCUGAAGGAUCUACCUCUCCCUCACUACAGGACUCUGGAGUUUUUGAUGCGACAUCUAGUCAAGAUGUCCACACACGCUUCUCAAACCAACAUGCACACCAGAAACCUCGCCAUCGUUUGGGCCCCAAACCUCCUCAAGGUAUCGAAGGACAUCGAGUCGACCGGUUUUAAUGGCACAGCAGCGUUCAUGGAGGUGCGAGUUCAGUCCAUCGUGGUCGAGUUUAUUCUCACCCAUGUGACCGAGCUCUUCCCUGGAACAGGAUUGGUGAUGGAGCGCAGGAAGUCCCUCCCCUCACCCUCGGUGCUGUCCAAACAGGAUGAAAAGUUUUUCAAGUCCCUCCCCUUACAUUGUUCAGGAAACCUCAGCCCUGGUGAUGGGCCACCGCUCAUGCGACCGUACCACGCUAUCAUUGACGGCACUGACAAGAGGAAGGGUUCCCUCAAAGGCAGAAAGUGGAUGUCUAUCUUUAAUUUGGGUGGGAGACUGCACGACCCACGCAAGAAGAGCAAAUACUGUGCUAAAGAUAAAGAGAAGACGAAGCUGCGGCCGGCGAAAAGUAUGGACUCGCUGAGCUCAGGGCCGUAUGCGGUGGACGAUUCUCAGAAGCACCCUCAAACUCUUCCUCUGGUCCUGUCCGUGGCCUCGGGCAGCUCGGAGGGCGUGUCUUCUGUCGGUGGGGGCGUGUCUAGUGGUUAUGCGGUGACUUACAGGCGCACGGGCGGGGCACAGGUGAGCAUGGUGAGUGGAGGGACCUCAGGUACUUACAAUCGUCUGGAUUCCGGAGGCGGAGCCAUCGGAGGGGAGGGGCCAUCGCAGGGCGUGUCCAGGUCACCGGCCGUGACGAGCAAAGCGGACCGGCGUGCUGGUAUCCACAUCUCAGGACCCUUCUCGGUGACGGUUCCCCUUCACAUUACGUCAGGUUUGGCUUUGGGUGUUCUACAGGGGGGCUGGAAUGAGAAGGAAGAAGAGCGUGAGGAAGAUCAACCAGAAACAGAGGAAGAGAGGACGUCCGCAGAUGGGGAUUCACGAACGGAGAGAAGGAAUAGUGAUGUUGAAGAAAGUAGAGGAGACAGCAAAAGCCACAUGGACAGUCAGGAUGUAGCAGCGGUCACAGGAAAGGAGAACGCUAUGCCGGAGGAGCGAGACAUAUCCAGCACCAGAGGAGCAGAGAAGGGGACCAUGAAGGCAAUCGUAGAAGAUGCAGAGCCACAGAACGAAACGGAGACGGUCGAGGAGGAUUACAUUGACAUGAGAGGUCACCUGAACUAUCCACUGCCCUCCGUCUAUGUGGAGUGUCCUGAUCAGGAUUUCCCACUGGAUUUCCAGGAAGCCUUCGGGUUCCUCGAUUUGAUGGACAGCAGUGCAUCAAACCAGGUGGAGUUUUCCGUAGAGCCACCCUGUUUUGAAGAGGAAGAUGAGGAAGAGGAGGAUGAAAACAAGGACAGUCAGGCUCUCUACUAUGCAUUGCAAAACCACAGUAAUGACUUUAAAGCUCCUGCAGCCAAAAGCAUCAGUCCGACGUUCACACGUUCGCCUCUACCUGGCAAAUCACAUAGCUUACCUUAUAAGUCCCGCCCCUUCAUGCCCGCCCUGUCAUUAUCCUCGGAUGAAGAAUACAGCCCCGUUGAUGAUGAAGAUGAUGAUGAUUCUGAUAAAGGAUCUGAAUACGAGGACAUGUUUUGUCAAAGUCUACCCUCAAGUCGUGAUUUUCAAGGUCUUUCCUGGUCAUGUCCACAAACAUCCGCCUCCACAAACAGUGAGGUUGAUGUUCACUCGAGCAACCAAUCAGAAUGCUUAGAUGAAGCACACAGAAUACAUCUUCCAGAGAGCGGGAAAGAUGCGCAAUCCAUCAGCCAAUCAGAAGACGUGAUUCUUACAGCUACCACAAUGUUAGAUGACAGCGAAGAGCAUCUCAGCUCAGACGUGACAAAGAUGAUCAAUCCUCAGAUGGAUGAAGAGAGAGAAUCAGAGGAUGUGAAGGAUGAUAUGCACGCUUUAACGGUAGAAGACAACCCAGAAAGUGAGGCCAGUGAAGAGGACACAUAUUUUGGACCGGACUCGACACCGUCUUCGCCAGAGCCCAACCAGUCUGAGACCAGCAUCACUGUCCACGAUGAGCCAAUCCCAGGACAGUUUCCAGAUGUAGAGACUCAACCGAUGCUGGAUGCAGACGGUUACCAAGACAACACGGCGAGUGAUGUCAUAACCACUGGCGACCUCACCGCCACGGACUCCGCUUCAUCGGCUACUCAAGAUGAAGUGAUGACAGAUCCACCGCCAGAGGAGGAAAAAACGGUUUUGGGCGACUGUAAGAUGAAUGAGGAGAUGAGGAGAUCAGAAGAAGAUGAAACGGAGGAACAGAAGAAGACAGAGGAAGCUACGGAAGAAGGGACGAAUAUAUUGGAGCUAAAAACGACAGAACGUGACGAAAAAUGGCGAGAAAAUGAAGAGGAAAAAGCUCAAGAGAUGGAAGAGUUUGCACCCUUCGAUGAAGUGGUUCAAGAUGCACCUGUAGAAGGAUGCAGUGAUGAAAAAGUAGAACAAGAACGAAACGAUUUAGAGGAAGACGACGGAGAAAAGACAAGCAACGUCGGAGGUUCUGAGGAGGACGCCAACGAUCAAUCAGACAUAGUUAUGGGACGUUUGUCUCACGAAGAGAUAUUUGAAGAAAAAGAGGAUGACUCAAACAGAGGUGACCUCGAACAGUCCACAUUCAAGCAUCAACCAGACGAGGCUCCAUGUGGAAAAAUGGACAAGAAGAUGGAAGAGGAGGCAGUGAUCCAAGACGUCGGGUUGCCACAGAGUCUCGUCCCAGAGCUGGCGAGGGCGUCAAGCGCUCCCAACGAUUCUUCAUGUCAAGUGGCAUAUCAGGCGAAAGCCGUACCUGUCGUCCCACCCAAACCACAAAACUCCAAACUCACCACGUUCACCCUCAGACAACACCACCAACAUUCCCAGUUAAUGGACAUGGAUGGGCCACACGUCAAUCCGGACGAAAUGGACAAACAGUACGCGGACAGCGACAACAAACAGAGAGAAAACGAAAAAGAAGGGCAAACGUAUGAAACCGCAGAGAACUGUAAGAAACAGUCGAAGGAAACCGUUGUGGCUGGGAUGAGUCGGGACGAUGGGACAAAGCAAGAGAGGGAUAGGCCGGUGACUUGGGAUGGUGGCAUCGAUUGGAGGGAAGAUGUCGUCAGGGAAACGGAGAGAGAGGUGAAGAGGAACAGCGCUGCCAGCGUGUGUUUUGAUGAAGCCGUCGCUCGUGCCACAGUGAAGAGGAGCAGGGAGAGAGAAAACACAGACAGAGUAUCAGGAGUUCAGAGGGACCGAGAGAACAGAAGAGACGGAUCCAAAAACAGAGAGAAAGAGGACGAGAACAAAACUGACUAACAUAAACGAGGGGCGCAUGUAUGUGUCGACUAUUGUGUGCAAAGAACGGCAAGCAACGAGUGCACUCAUAUUCGACUUAACGUCCAGUACCAAUCCCAGUGUUAUCAUGAAUCAAAAGGGUUUUUAAUUAAAAUAAUCAUAGCCUGCCUUUCUGGCUUGUUCUGUCGCAAUAUUCAUACAGUCACCCUAACGAACUAUUCAUCUGAAGUACGAGUAUUCAUUCAUUAUUUAAUCAAUGCUGUUCAUUUUCAGCCAGAUUGUCAAAGUUGUAGCGGUUUAAUGUAAUGAUCAUUGUAAUGUUUGUAAUAAAUGUUAAAGGAAUAUUUUGGGUUCGAUACAAGUGAAGCUCAGUCAAUGGGGUCAAUGGGGUCAAUGGAAGUCAAUGGAAGUCAACAGAAGUCAGUGGAGGUCAACGGGGUCAAUGGAAGUCAAUGGAAGUCAACAGAAGUCAAUGGGGUCAAUGGGGUCAAUGGAAGUCAACAGAAGUCAAUGGAGGUCAACGGGGUCAAUGUAAGUCAAUGUAAGUCAAUGGGGGUCAAUGGGGGUCAAUGGAAGUUAAUGGAAGUUAAUGGAAGUCAAUGUAAGUCAAUGUAAGUCAAUGGGGGUCAAUGGAGGUCAAUGGGGUUAAUGGAAGUCAAUGGAGGUCAAUGGUCGUCAAUGGGGUCAAUGGAAGUUAAUGGAAGUUAAUGGAGGUCAAUGAUGGUCAAUGGGGUCAAUGGAAGUUAAUGGAAGUUAAUGGAAGUCAAUGGGGUCAAUGGAAGUCAAUAUAGGUCAAUGGGGGUCAACGGGGUCAAUGAAAGUCAAUGGAAGUCAAUGGGGUCAAUGGAAGUCAAUGGGGUCAAUGGAAGUUAAUGGGGUCAAUGGAAGUUAAUGGAAGUCAGUGGAAGUCAAUGGGGUCAAUGGAAGUCAAUGGAAGUUAAUGGAAGUCAAUGCAAGUCAAUGGGGGUCAAUGGAGGUCAAUGGCGUUAAUGGAAGUCAAUGGAGGUCAAUGGUCGUCAAUGGGGUCAAUGGAAGUUAAUGGAAGUUAAUGGAGGUCAAUGAUGGUCAGUGGGGUCAAUGGAAGUUAAUGGAAGUUAAUGGAAGUCAAUGGGGUCAAUGGAAGUCAAUAUAGGUCAAUGGGGGUCAACGGGGUCAAUGAAAGUCAAUGGGGUCAAUGGAAGUCAAUGGGGUCAAUGGAAGUCAAGGUCAAUGGAAGUCAAUGGAAGUCAAUGGGGUCAAUGGAAGUCAAUGGGGUCAAUGGAAGUCAAUGGGGUCAAUAUUUGGAGGGUUUAAAGGAAGAAAUGUGACGCUUAUAAUUUUAUAAAAGCACUUACAUUCAUUCUAUUAAAACUCAUGUAUUAUUUGAACUGUAAUUUGAUUUUAAAUCAGUGUUUUUAGGGCUGUUUUAGGGUUUAAGUGCUACAUAGUCAUGGCAAUGAAGUUGUAAAAUUGUCUUUAUCUCUCCACAGAUGUGGUCAGUGCGUGAUUUAAUGACAGUAAAAUCAUGUUCACACACAUAUUGUUUAUGUCUUGUGUCUAUACUUGUGAAACAGUAUUUUAAUGUUUACAGAUUAAACCCCAUUGACUUGCAUUGGAAGUGUCUCAUUGGAACACACAUUUGUGCCACAAACACUGUUGAUUGAGCUUCACUUGUAUUGAACCCGGAAUACUCCUUUAAUGCAUUAAACGGGACAUAAAAGGGGCAACUCAGGGAACAAAUACAAUAAUAAAUAGGAUGCAAUCCUUUAUGACAGACAAUCUGUUUCUGUUGUUGAAUACAUUAUGCCCACACGUUAUGCCUUAUCAAUUCAAUAAA
This is a messenger RNA of Xyrauchen texanus (razorback sucker), 5846 nucleotides long. Its product is annotated as rho GTPase-activating protein 31-like. The coding region runs from base 269 to 4051 and encodes 1260 amino acids. Gene Ontology annotation, molecular function: GTPase activator activity. Lineage: Eukaryota; Metazoa; Chordata; Actinopteri; Cypriniformes; Catostomidae. Gene Ontology annotation, biological process: small GTPase-mediated signal transduction. The transcript is spliced from 14 exons. The record is from RefSeq and is a predicted model, not a curated record.